AGAAAGAGCUGCUAAAUUUGUGGAUGAUAACAGGGCGGACCUCAUUCAGAGGGUUACCAUGGUGAUGCCCAUAGCAGAUAAACUGUCCCAGUGGUGUAUGAUGCACAAAGAGGCGUACAAUAAGAUCCGUGCUGCCCGGACCAGACAGGAUCAGAUGAGGGAGCUGUACGAGGUCUUAAACACAGAAAAAGUCAAAUCAGCCUUCUAUAGGCUCCUUCGGAAGGAAGAGCCUCAUUUGGUCCAGGAGCCAGUGGAUGACGACACAAAAAGAAUUAAGGACGAACUUAAAGACAGUCUGAAGAAGAAGUUUGGAUUUGUGUUUGAAGGCACCGCAGUGGAACAAACUCCCCUCAACAGCAUCUACACACAGCUCUACAUCACACAAGGACAGAGUGAAGGGGUUAAUAGCGAACACGAGAUCCGGCAGAUUGAAUAUACACGCAGGGCAAAUAAAUCUACAGACACUCCAAUCAACUGCAAUGACAUCUUCAAACCCUUAUCUGGAGAAGACAGAGAAAAGGAAAGACCCAUCAGAACUGUGCUGAUGAAGGGCAUCGCUGGCAUUGGAAAAACAGUCUCUGUGCAGAAGUUCAUCCUCGACUGGGCUAAAAGAAAAGCUAAUCAGGAUGUUGAUUUCAUCUUUGUGCUUCCACUCCGAGAGCUGAAUCUGAUUCAAGAUGACCAGUACAGUCUUCAUGGACUUUUGCGUUACUUCCACCCUGAACUUAAAGAGAUAGAAGAGGCAAAGACAUAUGAUACCUGCAAAGUCAUGUUCAUCUUUGAUGGUCUGGAUGAAAGCAGACUGCCAUUAGGUUUUCAUCAGAACAAGAAGUUGACUGAUCUAACUGAGACAUCAUCAGUUGACAGGUUGAUGACAAACCUCAUUGAGGGGAAUCUACUCCCCGAAGCUCUCCUCUGGAUAACCUCCCGACCAGCAGCAGCCAAUCAGGUCCCCUGUAAGUACAUCGACAAGGUGACAGAAGUACGAGGGUUCAACGACAAACAGAAAGAAGAAUACUUUAAGAAGAAUGUUGAGGAUGAGAACCGGGCCAGGAGAAUCAUCUCACACAUUAAUACAUCAAGGAGCCUCCACAUCAUGUGCCACAUACCAGUCUUCUGUUGGAUUACUGCCAGGGUUCUUGAGCAAAUGUUGAGUGAAGAUGAAAGUGGAGAGAUCACAACUCUGACUGAGAUGUACAAUCACUUCCUGCUCAUUCAGACAAACCUGAAAAGCAAGAAGUACGAUGGGGAAAAGGAGACAGAUCUGGACAUAAUCAUAGAAAGAAACAAAGAAAUAAUUCUCAAACUGGCACAACUUGCAUUUGAACAGCUGGUGAAGGGCAAUCUCAUAUUCUCUAAGAAAGACCUGGAGGAGUGUGGUAUCGAUGUCAGUGAAGCCUCAGUGUACUCUGGGUUUUGCACAGAAAUCCUGAAAGAAGAGUAUGGGCUGUAUCGGAAGAAAGUGUACUGCUUUGUCCACCUGAGCUUCCAGGAGUUCCUUGCUGCUCUGUACGUGUUCCACUGCUGUGCGAGCAAGAACAUCAGGGCCCUGGAGUCUGUCAUUGGGGAUGUGUCAUCAGAGCUGUCCUUGCAUGUGCUGCUGAAGAUGAUGGUGGAUAAAGCCUUGGAGAGUGAGAAUGGACACCUGGACCUGUUCCUCCGCUUCCUUGUUGGCAUCUCAACAGAAUCCAACCAGAAACUGUUACAAGACCUACUGCCACAAACAGAGAUCAGCUCAGAGACUGUUAAGGAAAUUAAGAAAUACCUCCGGAAGCCAAAUGUAGAUCAAGUCUCACCUGAUAGGUACAUCAAUCUACUCAUCUGCUUGACUGAGAUGAAAGAUGAUUCAGUACAUGAGGACAUUGACAAGUUCCUGAAGUCAGGAAAUGAAACAGGAAAGGAACUUGCAGGUGCACACUUCUCAUCACUGGCCAACGCACUGCUGAUGUCAAAGGGUGUGCUGGAUGAGAUUGACCUGAGGACAUACAACUUGUCCCCUGGGUGUACGAGACUGGUCCCAGCUGUAAGGAAAUGGACAAAGGCCAUAGUAAAAGCCUGAAACAAUGCCUAAAGACUGAUCACAUGUUGAGGAAGCCAUAGAGCCAAUGAACGGGGUCCUAAUUCUUUGGUGUAUAGGCUUUCAAUGGAAAAACAGCGUUUCAAAAUAAUAGUACUUCCUGGUUGGAUUUUCCUCUGGUUUUUGCCUGGCAUAUCAGUUCUGUUAUACUCACAUACAGUUGUGGAAACUUUAGAGUGUUUUCUAUCCAAAUCUACUAAUUACAUGCAUAUCCUAUCUGCUGGGCCUGAGUAGCAGGCAGUUUAAUUUGGGCACACAUUUCAUCCAAAAUCAGAAUGCUGCUCCCUACCCUAGUGAAGUUAACUUCUCUGGGAUAUGUGGGACGGUAGCGUCCCACCUCGCCAACAGCCAGUGGAAUUGCAGGGCACUAAAUAUCAAACAACAGAAAUCCCAUAAUUAAAAUUCCUCAAACAUACAAGUAGUUUACACCAUUUUAAAGAAUAACUUCUUGUAAAUCAAGCCACAGUGUCUGAUUUCAAAAAUGCUUUACAACGAGAGCACACCAAAUGAUUGUGUUAGGUCAGAGCCAAGUCACAGAAAAACUCAGCCAUUUUAAACUCACAAAAGGUACAAAAGGAUGAAGACAUUUCAGAUGUCAUAUCAUGUCUGUAUAUAUACAGUAUAUAUAAUAUUAUGUAUAUCUACAGUGUUGUAAUGAUGUAAUAUUAUGUAUAUAUACGGUGUUGUAACGAUGUAAUAUUAUGUAUAUAUACAGUG
This is a messenger RNA of Oncorhynchus gorbuscha (pink salmon), 2794 nucleotides long. RefSeq names its product protein NLRC3-like. Lineage: Eukaryota; Metazoa; Chordata; Actinopteri; Salmoniformes; Salmonidae. Gene Ontology annotation, biological process: regulation of apoptotic process. Bases 59 to 2059 code for a protein of 666 amino acids. The record is from RefSeq and is a predicted model, not a curated record. The transcript has 4 exons.